Messenger RNA from Cottoperca gobio, 1787 nucleotides. RefSeq names its product chemokine-like receptor 1. The transcript is spliced from 2 exons. Gene Ontology annotation, biological process: inflammatory response; positive regulation of cytosolic calcium ion concentration; phospholipase C-activating G protein-coupled receptor signaling pathway. Gene Ontology annotation, cellular component: plasma membrane. Gene Ontology annotation, molecular function: G protein-coupled receptor activity; complement receptor activity. The coding region runs from base 124 to 1179 and encodes 351 amino acids. Lineage: Eukaryota; Metazoa; Chordata; Actinopteri; Perciformes; Bovichtidae. The record is from RefSeq and is a predicted model, not a curated record.
GUAAUGUCUCAUUGGCAGCUGCAUGAACUGAGAAGGAGGAGUAAUCAGGGAGAGGAUGAGUAAAAGCAGAGCCAGAUAGAGAUCAACUCAGAAAUAAAGACAGAGCCUCGCUGCACCAGAAAAAUGGGGACUGAUAACACCACUUCCACUGGGGUUGCCACACAUGUGCAGAGGGCCUCCCUGGCCAUCUACUGUGUGAUACUUAUAGUUGGGACUCUUGGCAACAGUCUGGUUAUCUACGUGACAGGCUGCAAGAUGAGGAGAACGGUUAACUCAGUUUGGUUUCUGAACUUGGCCCUGGCUGACUUCCUCUUUAUGAUCUGCCUGAUUUUCGCGAUCAUUUCUAUCUCUCAGGAACACCAAUGGCAGUUUGGACUAGUCAUGUGCAAGCUCAACAACUUUCUGAAUGCAGUCACCACGUUUGCCAGUAUCUUUCUUCUGACAGCCAUAAGUCUGGAUCGUUGCCUCUCAAUAUGUUUGGUGGUGUGGGCACAAAACAAGCGCACCGUUUGCAAAACCCAGCUCAUAUGCGUUAUCAUCUGGAUGACUGCUGGGGUCUGCAGCGCUCCUAUAGCGUAUUUUCGGAAUUUUGGGGAAAUGAAUAAGAAGAUGUACUGUUUUUAUUCUGCAUCAAUUGAACAACUGUGGAGUCUGUAUAUUUUUCGCUUUGUGAUAGGCUUCCUCAUCCCAUUCAUGGUAAUAUGUGUAUCUUAUGUGGCCAUAAGUGUUCGUGCUAGGCGUCUGCAGAGGACAAGAACAAAGAGAUCUAACCGAAUCAUUUUCUCUGUCGUUCUUGCAUUCUUCAUCUGCUGGUUGCCCUAUCAUGUUUUUAUGUUUAUUGAAUUAGCGUCCAGAAAGAACGAAGAUCUCAAACAUAUUGCUAUGAUUGUCGGUCCUCUGGUUGUGAGUCUUGCUUUUAUGAACAGCUGUCUGAAUCCUAUUCUCUACGUUUUCUUGUGUGAUGAAUUCCAGAAAAAGCUCAAGCAGUCCAUAUGCUCUGUGCUAGAAAGUGCCCUGACAGAGGACCACUUGUCAUUUACGUCCUCUCGCUCCUUCUCGUCACACUUUUCUCGGGUUACCCGGAAGUCUGACUCUUCUGAACCUGUGGAGAGGAAAGCCUCAUCCUGUAACACCGAAAGCCAAGUGAUUAUCACUGGGAAGAGAGACACUGAGCAAUGAUUAAGACUGUAGUCCGAGUCCACAAUAACAAAAAAACUAACUCGUAAUCAAUGGUGAGAAAAGUAGAGCACAAACUGAAAAUGACAUGUUGAAUUAAUUUGGUCAGUCAAUCUGUGCACAGAAACAAAUAGUUGAAUAUUUGUAUCAGGUGUUUUCACUUCCUCCCUGACUCCCCUGUUACUUAUGUUGCACCUGUUACAACUUCCACCUUUUUUCUCAUUACUACAUUCAUUUCGAUGACAUCACAUAGCUCCCAAUAUGAUCCAGGUCUGUUCAGCCAGAAUGAUUGAAAACACCUGUGUGGGUGUGCUUUAAGAUGUAAAUAUUAAGUUCUUUGUGUAUUUUGUGUUCUUUGUGUAACUAUGAAUUAUUUUGUACCAUGAAACGGAAACCAUCAAGUCAUCAGAUAUGGAUUUGCCUAUAAUUCAUAUGACCAAGAGACCAGUUUUAUGUUGAUGUUUGUAAGCUUUUGAUGCUCCAGUUUGUUUACACAUGGGUAUCGACAGGCUAAUCGUCCAUAGCAGCAUUCGUGAUACUGUCACACAAGACAAUGCUUUAAUAAUUGAGCUACAUGCAUGUUAAUACAGUGAAUAAAAGCAUAUUUUUGA